Molecule: messenger RNA, 498 nt
Organism: Manihot esculenta (cassava)
Lineage: Eukaryota; Viridiplantae; Streptophyta; Magnoliopsida; Malpighiales; Euphorbiaceae
Product: AP-1 complex subunit sigma-1
Exons: 7
Coding region: 1-498 (165 amino acids)
Biological process (GO): vesicle-mediated transport; protein transport
Cellular component (GO): AP-1 adaptor complex; intracellular membrane-bounded organelle
Molecular function (GO): clathrin-cargo adaptor activity
Source: RefSeq, a predicted model, not a curated record
AUGGCUUUACUACAAAUUCACUUUGUUCUUCUCAUUAGUCGCCAAGGAAAGGUUAGAUUGACCAAAUGGUAUUCUCCUCAUUCCCAAAAGGAAAGAUCUAAGAUAAUUAGGGAGCUUAGUGGUGUAAUAAUAAAUCGUGGUCCCAAGCUCUGUAACUUUGUGCAAUGGAAAGGACUUAAAGCUGUUUAUAGAAGGUAUGCAGGAUUGUACUUUUGUAUGUGCAUUGAUGAGGGUGACAAUGAACUAGAGGCUCUUGAUAUUAUUCAUCACUAUGUUGAAAUAUUAGAUCGUUAUUUCGGCAGCGUUUGUGAGCUAGACUUGAUCUUCAAUUUUCACAAGGCUUAUUACAUAUUGGAUGAGAUAUUGAUUGCUGGUGAGCUUCAAGAAUCAAGCAAGAGAACAGUGAUCCGGUUGAUGUCUACACAUGAUUCCUUAGUGGACAUGGCUAAAGAGCAAGGUAGUUCCAUAAGUAACAUGAUUGCUCAUGUCACCAAAUAG